AUGUCAGCAAAACCAAAUAUUGUAAUCAUUGGUGGAGGAUAUGGCGGAAUACAUGUAGCUACAAAACUCGAAUUGGCCCUUCAUAAAACACAUCAAAUCAUUCUUAUCGAACGUAAAACUUACUUUUAUCAUUCAAUUGGUGGUCUUCGUGCGGCUGUUGAAGAUGGAUUCGAACAUAAGAUUAUGGUUCCUUAUAAUAAUCUCUUUAAGCAUGGAGGAAAAAUUGUACAUACUACAGUUACUGCAAUUCAUGAAAAAGAAGUUAUUAUUAAUAGCAAUACUGAAUGGGGAACUCGCAUACCAUUUGAAUACUUGGUAAUUGCUACCGGUUCUAAUCACUCUAAACCUGCAAAGAUGGUAGCAAAUAAUAAAGAGGAGGGUGUUCCUGAAAUAGUCGCACAAAGAGAAGCUGUAAAAAACGCGAACAAGAUUUUGAUUAUCGGUGGAGGUCCAGUGGGCAUAGAACUUGCUGGAGAAAUUGCAUCAGUUUAUAGUGACAAAGAAAUUACACUUGUUCAUUCGGAAGAUCGGUUGCUUUCGGAACAAUUCCCAAAGAAAAUGACAGAUCUUCUUGCGAAACAAUUGAGAGAAUUAAAUGUAAACCUUAUUUUUGGUGAAAAAGUUAAUUUUCCCUCUUCUGGUAUUGGUGAUGGUUUGUCUCCCUUAACACUAGAAACUAAUAAGGGUAAUCGAAUUAAUUCUGAUGUCCAAUUCGUAGCUUUUGGUACAAAGCCUAACACCCAAAUUGUAGAAACCUUGGACGAAUCAUUAAUUGAAAAUGAUACUACUUUAGUAAAAGUUAAACCAACUCUUCAACUAGAUCAUGAUAAUUAUGCACAUAUCUUUGCUAUUGGGGACAUAACAAAUAUUAAAGAAACGAAACUUGCUUAUCGUGCUAACCUUCAUGCUGAUAUCGUAGCUAAGAAUAUUGUUGCACUCAUUAAGAACAAAAAAUUGAAUGAAUAUAGCCCUGGUCCUGAAGUUAUGAUUGUCCCCAUUGGAAAGAAUAAGGGUGCAGCUCUUCUACCAAUAGGCAACAUGGUCCUUGGUAGUUUCACAGCGAAAAAUUUCAAGGGUAAAACUCUUAUGGUUGAUAAAAUAUGGAAAGAUUUGAAUGCAACACCU
This is a messenger RNA of Racocetra persica, 1125 nucleotides long. NCBI's taxonomy places the organism in Eukaryota, Fungi, Glomeromycota, Glomeromycetes, Diversisporales, Gigasporaceae. The record is from the annotation of a GenBank genome assembly.